AUGGAGCGAGGGGAGAGCUUUAACGAUUCGGGGCCGCUGGCCGGAAUCCACCUGCCCCCCAAUUCCUCGGGCAACCUGACGGACCUGCCGAUGCCGUUCCACGGGAGCAGCAUGGUGCUGACGGCGGCCGUGUCCCUCACGGUGUUCAUCGUGGGGGUCGUGGGGAACACCCUCGCCAUCUACGUGGUCCUCCGCUACGUCAAGAUGAAGACCGUCACCAACAUCUACAUCUUCAACCUGGCGGUGGCGGACGAGCUGUACAUCCUGGGGUUGCCCUUCCUGAGCACCCAGAACGUGCUCUCGUACUGGCCGUUCGGCUCCUUCCUGUGCCGCGUGGUCAUGACCACCGACGCCCUCAACCAGUUCAUGAGCAUCUUCUGCCUCACCGUGAUGAGCAUCGAUCGCUACCUGGCCGUGGUGCACCCCAUCCGGUCCAGCCGGUGGCGCAAGCCGCGCGUGGCCAAGGCGGUCAGCGCGGCCCUGUGGGCGACGUCGUUCGUGGUGGUGCUGCCCGUGGUGAUCUUCUCGGACGUCCAGGACCAGUUCCAGUCGUGCAACCUGAUCUGGCCCGAGCCGCGCAGCCUGUGGUCGGCGACGUUCAUCCUGUACACGUCCGUCCUGGGCUUCUUCGCGCCGCUGCCGGUCAUCUGCGCCUGCUACAUGCUGAUCGUGGUGCGGGUCAAGGCGUCCAGCGCCCGCGCCGGCCUGGGGAGGAGGCGGCGCUCCGAGCGGAGGGUCACCAGGAUGGUGGUGGUGAUCGUGGUGGCGUUCGUGAUCUGCUGGCUCCCCUUCUACAUGCUCAACAUGGUCAACCUGGUGGUCAUCCUGCCCGAGAACAGCGUCAUCGUGGGCGUGUACUUCUCCGCCGUCAUCAUGACGUACGCCAACAGCUGCGCCAACCCGGUGCUCUACGGCUUCCUGGGCGACAACUUCAGGCAGAGCUUCCGCAAGGUGCUGUGCGUGCGCAGGGCCAACGGGGUGGAGGACAUGGAGCCGCGGAGCGACAAGAGCACCGACGGGGUCCCGCCGGCCAGGAGCAGCCACGCCAACGGGCACGCGCCCAACAGACAGGACGUGCAGCUGCUGCCUCGCUCGGGUCCGGCGCAGGAGGUCCAGCCGGCCACGCCCAAAGUCACCGACCAGUCGACAUGCUAAACCUCCUCUCUCUUCACCUCAUCACCUCUCCGUCAUCACUUUCUGAUCAGGGCGUGGCCACGAACCCUGACUCCGCCCAUCGCAACGAUGCCCUUUGGAGCCUACAUCACAGCUGAGGAUUCUGGGUAAUUAAAGGACACGUGUCAGCACGACGUGAGCCUGCGGACCGAAUCGAACCGAGGCGCCAGUUUUGGACGGCCGCUCCUGUAUAUAUUUGGGCGUCGCCACAGCGGCUCUGGUCCUGCACAGUUGCUAAGCAACCCUUCCUGUAUCCGGGCUUGGGACCUGCACUUAGAGCGAGCGCACUGACAAGACAAGUUCCGGCCACACCCCUUUCACUGGAUGCUGGCCGAUAGCACCGCUGAGAUUUGAACCCUGAACUUUGGAUCCCCAGAGCGUACUUUAUCAUCCUGCUUCUAUCCGGGCUUGGGACCUGCACUGAGAGCGAGCGCACUGACGAGACAAGUGCGCCUCCCAACAGCGCCCUUUUCGACACCUGACCGGCCGAUAGCACCACUGAGAUUCGAACCCUGAACUCUGGAUCCCCAGAUCUUAGCAGCUGUGGGCGAGCAACCUUCCUGCUACUAUCCGGGCAUGGGACCUGCACUGAGAGCGAGCGCACUGACAAGACAAGCUCCGGCCACACCCCUUUCCUCGAACGUUAGCCAAUCAUGACCAUUGAGACUCGAACCCUGAACUCUGGAUCCAUAGAUCUCAGCAGCUAGCUGUGGGAUAGCGUACUUCAACCUCCUGCUUGUAUCUGGGCUUGGGACCUGCACUUAGAGCGCACUGAGCAACAGCGCCCUUUCGGACAGUAGCCCGACCGUCUCGUUUCUGCUCGGUGCUCCCACGGUGUCUCUGACCUACAAAGAGACCCGACGUGGUCAAAUAAACAUGGACGCGUGUAAUAAAGUGACUCUUUACCUUAUAAACUCUAAGACUGAGAGCACUUAUUAAACCGAGACUUUGAUCUUCUUGUCUGUUUAAACGUCUCUGUAUAAACGCGCUGUGUGGCCGAAAGUAUUGGGACGCCCGGCCGUGAGCUCGCCGGCACUCUUCGUUCCGGAGCCGCUCUGUGGGGUUGAGGUCAGGGCUCUGUGCAGGACGCUGGAGUACGAUCAUGCACAUGAAUCCAGUUAAUAGAAAGAAGGGGCGUCCCAAUACUUUUGAUCAUUCGCUUGCACCUGUAGAAAUUAUGUAAAAAUUUCGAGACAGAUGAUCAAAAAUGACGGUGUAAAGCCAAAGCCUUGGAAAAAGGGACAAGGGGGCGGGGCGGUGACUCGGCGCAAGAAGGUCCUGGGUUCGGUUCCCUUUCUGUGUGGUUUGUAUGUUCUGUGUGGGUUUUCUCCACAGUACAGUGUUUCCUACCUUUGCACCCACCGUGACCCUGACCAGGACAUAGCGGUGGUAAAACAGACGAUGAAUAAAUGACACGACGUUUUCUGCUAUUAAAAACAACCAACACGA
Messenger RNA from Trichomycterus rosablanca, 2622 nucleotides. It is a transcript of the gene sstr5, whose product is annotated as somatostatin receptor type 5. The transcript is spliced from 2 exons. Lineage: Eukaryota; Metazoa; Chordata; Actinopteri; Siluriformes; Trichomycteridae. Gene Ontology annotation, biological process: regulation of insulin secretion; neuropeptide signaling pathway; cellular response to glucocorticoid stimulus. Gene Ontology annotation, molecular function: neuropeptide binding; somatostatin receptor activity. The record is from RefSeq and is a predicted model, not a curated record. The coding region runs from base 1 to 1155 and encodes 384 amino acids. Gene Ontology annotation, cellular component: neuron projection; plasma membrane.